Caenorhabditis briggsae is the source of this 1065-nucleotide messenger RNA. Gene Ontology annotation, cellular component: mitochondrion. Gene Ontology annotation, molecular function: S-adenosylmethionine-dependent methyltransferase activity. The coding region runs from base 1 to 1065 and encodes 354 amino acids. The record is from RefSeq and is a predicted model, not a curated record. The transcript has 2 exons. Gene Ontology annotation, biological process: mitochondrial respiratory chain complex I assembly. NCBI's taxonomy places the organism in Eukaryota, Metazoa, Nematoda, Chromadorea, Rhabditida, Rhabditidae.
AUGAUAACCCGACUCAAACCACCAUCAAAUUCGUGUUUUCUCCGAUUGUUCUCUAGUAGUUGCCACGUGGAUUCAGCAAGCACAAGCUCUUCGCAACCAUCUCAAAAUGAGGUUUUCGAUCGAGAAAUGAAGCGAAAACAGCGAGACUGGGCUGUCAGACAACCAGAUUUCAAGGCCGCACAAUAUCUAAAAGAAGAAAUCGGAUGGAGAGUUGCCGAUAAAGUAUUCGACCUGACUAAAUUCAAUCCGUUAGUACUGGAUAUCGGAUGUGGAAUCGGCCACAUAACGCCUCAUCUGAUUAAAGAGAAUGUCGGCAAAAUUAUCCAGGUGGAUAUGAGCGGUGGAAUGGCACAAUCCAGCGCUUCGUGUGAUGAUUCUGAAGUUGAAGUGGAGCGUCGUACUGUAGAUGAAGAGACCCUUGAAGGAUUCCAAAAGAACCAAUUUGAUCUUCUCUUAACCUCGAUGUCUGCUCACUGGAUUAACCAGUUGCCACAAUGGAUGAGAAAGUGCAACGAAAUUCUGAAGCCAGACUGCCCAUUCAUCGGUUCUAUGCUCGCUGAAGAUACUCUUUAUGAGCUUCGAUGCUCGUUGCAACUGGCAGAACUCGAACGUCUUGGUGGUGUCUCUUCUCAUGUUUCCCCAUUCGUUCGUUCUCAAGACGUCGGUGGCCUCCUUUCUUCUGCUGGUUUCGAUAUGAUUACACUGGAUUCAGAUGAAAUUGAAGUUGGUUAUCCGAACAUUUUUGCGUUGAUGUAUGACCUACAAUUGAUGGCUGAGUCUCAUUGCACUCAUCGGAGGAAUCGAACGAUUCGAAGAGACGUUCUGAUAGCUGCCGAGGCGAUUUAUCAGUCGAUGUAUUCAAAGGAUGGAAAGUAUCCGGCCACAUUCAAAAUCGUGUCUUUCAUCGGAUGGAAGCCAGGCCCGAAUAUGCCGAAAGCAGCGAAACGAGGAUCUCAACAAUUGUCGCUGAAAGACAUUGGAAAGAUUGUAGAGGAUCCGGAGAUGAUGAAAAAGAUGAGCGAACAGGGUGCAGGAAAGGGUGGAGGAAAGAAGAAUCACAAUUAG